Messenger RNA from Brugia malayi, 177 nucleotides. It is a transcript of the gene Bma-tomm-7, whose product is annotated as putative mitochondrial import receptor subunit TOM7-like. Gene Ontology annotation, biological process: protein import into mitochondrial matrix. The record is from RefSeq and is a predicted model, not a curated record. The transcript has 2 exons. Lineage: Eukaryota; Metazoa; Nematoda; Chromadorea; Rhabditida; Onchocercidae. Bases 1 to 177 code for a protein of 58 amino acids. Gene Ontology annotation, cellular component: mitochondrial outer membrane translocase complex.
AUGAAGUUGUCAUCGACACAACAGAAUUUGGUACGACAAACGGCAAAUAUUUUUCGGAUUUUUGUACAAUGGGGAAGUGUUCCUUUUAUUGUGUACUUAGGAUUUCGUCAUGGAGCUGACCCACAACCAAACGGUGAAGUGAUACCGCUUUCAUUAAGUGGUCUUCUCUAUGGAUGA